CGUAUGUUAAUAUAUUAUACACAUUCCUAUUAAUAAUAAUAAUAAUAAUAAAUAUUAUUAAAAAAUUAAACAAGCAAAUAAUGAAACAAGCAAAUGCCAUUGGUGACAGUUUGGAAAAAAUCUGCUAUGUCAACUAUUAAAAGCCUAGGAUAUAAAGAGCUUUUAGCUCUAGUGUCACAUGAUGCUUAGCUUUUCAGUACAUUCAUCAGACACAUUGUGUAGUACAUUUUUGUAUUGGUGGAUCUCCUGUGGAGUACGUGGUUCUUUCCUAUUUUGUGACUCGGUCAAUAGUAAGGUACAACACCUGCCAUCAGAGAAUUAUUCACCAAUGCUGGAAUAUAAUGUGCCUAUUUGAUAUUAUGUUGCUGAUGCUUAUUCAAGCAUUACAGAUGACUUUUUUUUACAUGUACAAGUUACUAAUUAAUGAUGAAGGAGAUAUGGCUCUUUCUGGCUCUGUUACUCCAGAUCAGACUGGGAAUUCUAAGGAUGAAACUGACCCCAAAAAAGGAAUAAAUGGGUCGUCCAAACAACACAACACCUGGACUGAGGUUGGUGAGUAACUUAUGCUGUAUGGUCACUAUAUCAUUUUAUAUCAGUGAAACAGAGUGAAUUAAUCUAAACCUAAUACAAAUUGGAGUAAACAGUUUUUACAAACAAUUACAAUACUAAAAAGGAGCCUUAUAGAUCUUUCUUCUAUAAUGAACUAAACAAGAUGUUUCUAUGUUCUAUACAUAAUGAAAACUCAAAUGAGUGGAUGUGUUUCUACAUGCAUUGGUAACUUAAGGUGAUAUUUUAUUACUUUGCCUAAAGACAUACAAAUCAUAUAAAGAUGUAGUUUAAAUGUGUAGCAUGUACUGUGUAUGUUUAUUUUGCUUCAAAUAUUGCCUCCAGUUUCUGUGCUCUCUACUGAAAGUAAGUUUUGAAUUGCUUUUUAUGAAUAAUAAGGCUGGGCAGAAGAUCUGUCUUUGUCAAAAGUCUACAUAUAACUGUUGUACUCUUACCUUAUAACUGUGUUGAGGUUUCUGCUGACAUGUUUGUUGAGCACCAUAGAGCUGACCACAUGUACUAUGCUUUGUUUUGCUCUUUUUGUCCUGAGAGAGUAAAUUGAUUGGGGCCUAGAGAUAAAAGAGAAAUGUGCAGUCACAAGAGUUUUCUACAGCAAGGGUCAUGAGAGAGCAAUAACAGUGAACUGGGUUAUGGUGACAGCAAAUUGGCAAUGAGAGACAUGAAUUACUUCAGAUUUCCACCGAGAUAACAUUUUUACAAAAGAUGUCUUUAAAUUAUAUCAAGAACUUCUAUGAAGGAUGUGUGAGUAUUAAGUGACAGUGCAGCAUUUUGACCGAGGUAAUGUUUGCUAAGUACCAGAGAGGCUUCUUUCUGUAGAGUAUUUUAGCAGUUGUUACAGUCAACAAUAUUGACUAAGUGAAACACAACAUGGACUCCUAAAUUAUUCUGAUACAAAAUAAAUGAAAAUGUUACAAUUUUGUAGAAUUUAAUCAUGGGACUUAGGUAAUGACUUAAGAAUAUUAGAGUUUGGUCCAUGUGUUGUGGUCAUUGUAUGUAGUUUUGUCUUUUGGCUCUGUAAUAAUGUUUUAACGAAGAUAUUUGUCUUCUAGAAAGUGAAGCUUGCUCUGAUGUACCAAAAUAAUGUGAAACAGCCAGGAGUUAUUUAUUUGCUAGGGUGUAUCUGGAGAUUUCUAUCAACUGUAUGGUGGACAACAAUGGAUAAAUCUGGUGCUCUGUUUUCCUACAUUGCUGACUCCUCUUUGAUAUAGUACAAUAAGCAAUCGAAGCCUCUAGAUCCACAUUGGUUGCAUGAGCAUACUGGGGACUUUUUUCUAGCAUAAUUGCUAUGUUGAUUCCAGUGUGUCUUGUAUAUGUCAGUAGUACACAACAAAGUAAUACCUGAAAUAAUAUGUGAUCAGUGAAGAAUGUAUGUAAGUUGUAUUUAUUUAAGAAAUCUUUUUGAAAUAAUUAAUAGAAAUGUAAUAGGAAUACUUAAACUUAUUACAAGAUUAGGUAUUAAAAAUAAUAUAUUUUUUUUUAAGCUCAGACCUCCAACGGUGAUUGGUCAGUUCCACACUCUUUUCUUUGGAUCUGUGCGAAUGUUUUUCCUUGGUGUCCUGGGUUUUGCUGUAUAUGGAAAUGAGGCGUUACAUUUCAGCUGUGAUCCUGACAAGAGGGAAGUUAACCUCUUCUGCUACAACCAAUUUCGACCAAUAACGCCGCAGGUAUUUUGGGCCCUACAGCUUGUUACUGUAUUAGUUCCAGGAGCAAUUUUCCAUCUCUAUGCAGCCUGUAAGAGUAUUGAUCAAGAGGAUAUUCUCCAGAAGCCUGUUUACACAGUUUUUUAUAUCAUCUCUGUACUAUUAAGGAUUACUUUGGAAGUAGUAGCCUUUUGGUUACAGAGUCAUCUCUUUGGCUUUCAAGUGAAUCCAGUUUUUAAAUGUGAUGCAGGAAGCCUAGAUAAAAAAUAUAAUUUUACCAGAUGCAUGGUACCAGAACACUUUGAGAAAACAAUCUUCCUAAUUGCUAUGUAUACAUUUACUGUAAUUACAAUAGUAUUGUGUGUCGCUGAGAUUUUUGAGAUCUUGUAUAGGCGGUUGGGAUUCCUAAACAAUCAGUAACCUACAGUACGUGCCACCUAUUAUGUUUUAAUGCAGGAGUUUGUUUGCUAUAUUUUAUGUGGCAACACUGAUUGCAUGUAUUUUACUGUAAAUAUGUACAUAAGGAGCUAUUAGCAAAUCAUAGAAUAAUUUUGUCUGAAAAGUUGGAAGGAACAUUUUCAGUUGAAGAUAAAGUAGUUUUAACACUAACAUGACAUGUAGAAAACAAAGGUUUAUUGCUGUGAUGAACAAGUUCAUUAUUUUUUUUUUGUUUACCAUUUUGGGAGACCAGCAAAAAUUGAUGCUUCCUUUUGGCAAAAAGAACUAUUCUUACAACUCAGUACAUAUCUUUUGUGAUAUGUACUGCAUUUGGAUUUAAUAUACAUACUAACAAUCAUCACAAUGAAUAAAAGGCCAACAAAUGUAACAAAAAUUAGCAUUUAAAGGGUCUUUCCAGCUAGAAAAAUAUCUGUGUGUUUUAAAAACAGAGGAAAUACAGCUUAUUAAUCAACAAAGGUGUCCUAAUCUCCUGCUGUCAGUCCUGGCACUUCCAUUUCUGUCGUGCUUUCAACUGCUCUGAGAAGGUGGCUGACUGACUGGCACAUUUCAGUACCGAAGCCAGUCCCUUUUCCUGUCAUGGCUGAUGCAAGGACAGUGAAGGGUGCUGGCUUAGCUAUUAGAAUAGUUCAGUCAGCCAGACGCCUUCACACAAAACAUAGGUCCCAUGCCAACUCAGGAAACUCUCCUCUGUCGACUCCAAGCCGGAAGUGGAGGCACUGGGAUAAUGGCCGACAGCAGGAGAUCCAUGGUACUCUCGUUAAUUCAACUAUAUUAGUAAGUGAUAUAUUUUGUCAAACACAUAGGGGGAGAUUUAUUAAGACUGGUGCUUUCUGCACCGGUCUUGAUAUCCGCCUCGCUGCCAGAGGAUGCCCUUAUUUAUGACGAGGUACACGGUGUCUAAAACGCGGAUCUUAAUAAAUGACCCCCUAUGUGUUUGCCACUAAUGAACUAUGACUUUUUUUUUACAUUUUACACCUCUCUUGCCACUUUCCCUAAAAAGGGCAUGGCCAGCUGUCCCAACUAAUUUAUCUUCAUUUAGAUCAGUUGUCUGGUGCAAAUGAAGCCAGAUAUCUACGGCAGCGCUGAGCUGUUGUUAAUUUCUGUUAAGACGCAUGAACUGCAUGAAGAUUUGCCUAAAUUAUGACGAGGCGUGCGUCUCAUCAUAAAUUAAGCAGUGCAGGGGAUAUCAAGAGUGGCGCAGAAAGUGUCGAUCUUGAUAAAGCUCAUCCUAUAUAUUUCCUUUUUUCGAAAUUUCAUUUGCACCAUAAAUAUGACAUAAAUGAAGAUACAUUUGUUGCUGCAUCUGGCUACACCCCUUCUCACCCUUGCCACAUCCCCUUUAUGUAAAGUGGCGAGGGCAGUGUAAAAACUGUUCUUUGUGACUUUUUAACACCGAUUUUCUGGCGCAGGGAUAUGAUAAAUCUCCUCAUACUGUAUAAAGAGAAUUUUUACUAGCUGAGCAAUCGUUUUAAGACUUUUUUUUAUAGUUUCUUUAUUCUCCACAAACAUAUCCAUGUAAACUGUUUAUUAUUCUCUUAUCUAGCAGAUCAGUUAUAAAAUGAAAACCCAUUUCAACAACGAUUUUUUUAGCCAAGUCAAUGACACAUUCUGUCACAAGUAUACAUAAUCACAGCCUGAUAUCAUUUUAAGUUUACGUCUAGCCGGUAAUGUCUGAAAACACGAUAGCUACUGGUAAUGGAUUAUUUACCAUAAAAUCCAAUUUGUGCAGUGAAUUACCAUUAUGAGAGUCAAAAAGCCAAGCAUUGUCACUUGGUAAGCAUGAAUGACUUAUAUUUUUAGCUUAAUAAGAAUAAUUUAGUAUGUGUUUUCUAUUUGUAAUAGCCAAUAUUGUAUUGUCACUGAAAUGCUGAGUUAUAUUUUUGCUCGUAUCUCUGUUUUUAUAUCCGCAAAUAAGUUAAAAUGUUAAGCAGUCUCAGUGGAUAAACAUAUGGAAGCACACUUCAGGCAAUUGCUGAUUAAAUAAGGCAUCCAAUGCCUUCAAAUUGCUUUCAUAAAUAUCUUUCAGUCAACCAAAAAAAAAAAGUUACUGCAACUGGUUAAAGCUGGCCAUCCACUACAGAUUCUGGAUAAUAAAAAGGAUGAUUUGGAGACAUACCUAGCAACGUCUUUCCAUAACACGAAUCAGCAUAAGAGAUGCUGACAUAAUAAAAAUAUCUGUGGAAAGAUCUGAAUACAGAUCAGAGCAGCGAUUGAUCAGUUUUAUUGUUUUCAUCUAAAAUGUCAACCUUCACAGACCAACCCUGAAAGAUGAGAAAACUGAAAUGAUAAAUGGCAUGGCCAGCUUAGGGUACGGGGUUUAACCCGGUUAUGGCAUUUAUUGGUCAUGAAAGUGUGAACAGUGGGGAUUAAACUUCACGGAUCAGUAGAAUGGGCCAACCAGCCAACUGUGUUUUUUCUUAUUGGCUCUUCCUAAGGUUGGA
Molecule: messenger RNA, 5107 nt
Organism: Bufo gargarizans (Asiatic toad)
Lineage: Eukaryota; Metazoa; Chordata; Amphibia; Anura; Bufonidae
Gene: GJE1
Product: gap junction protein epsilon 1
Exons: 2
Coding region: 1932-2627 (231 amino acids)
Biological process (GO): cell communication
Cellular component (GO): connexin complex
Source: RefSeq, a predicted model, not a curated record